Molecule: messenger RNA, 816 nt
Organism: Miscanthus lutarioriparius
Lineage: Eukaryota; Viridiplantae; Streptophyta; Magnoliopsida; Poales; Poaceae
Source: the annotation of a GenBank genome assembly
AUGGAAGAUCGUAGAAUAAUAGUCCCCUAUAUCGCCAUUGUCUUCCUUGUCCUCAUCCUCAUGCCGACGCGAAUGGUUAGAGCUAGCAAAUAUCCACACCUGACCAUGACCCCAAGACACAAAGCAGUUAGACUACGGAAGUUCUUCAAGAACCACGCGUCGGACAUGGCCGAUCUCCUCCCUAGUCGAGGCAAGCAGGGCUGUGGUGGCGGCGGCUAUGACGAUCAAAGCGAGCCUAGCAGUGGCCAGCAAGGCAGCAAGCCGGCCGGCGACGGGAGCAACGUAGUGUCUGGCGGUGUGGUCUUGAGCAUCGCCGUCCCCGUCACGUACCUCGAGGAGAGUGCCUACAAGCUUCUGAGAGAGGCGCUAGUGAGUCGGAUACGGCUGCCCACGGUGAACGGCUCGGCGCUUGGCCUCAACGUCUGCUAUGAGAGCCAGUCGCUGGCCACGGUGAAGAUCCCGGGCAUGGCGCUCAUCUUCGACGGCAACACAGUCAUGGAACUGGAGGUGGGCAACUACUUCUACAUGGACGCCAGCAUAGAGUGCCUGACGAUAAUGCCGUCGCCGGACGGGCACGUGUCGCUCCUCGGUAGCCUCAUCCAGGCCGGCACGCACUUGAUCUACGACAUCCAUGGUUUGACGCUGGCGUUUGAAUCACUCCAGCAAGCGUCGUCAUCGUCGCCGCCGCCACCGCCGUCAAAUAAUUCCUAUCAAGGGACGCCAGGGCAUCGGCUGUCAUCAGCUCCACCGCCACUCAUCUCGUUGCCAAUGCUCUUUGCCCAUUUCUUGUGGGUCGCGGUGUACAAGGUUUUAUGA